Messenger RNA from Ostrea edulis (European flat oyster), 1384 nucleotides. RefSeq names its product pancreatic secretory granule membrane major glycoprotein GP2-like. The coding region runs from base 3 to 1097 and encodes 364 amino acids. The record is from RefSeq and is a predicted model, not a curated record. The transcript is spliced from 9 exons. NCBI's taxonomy places the organism in Eukaryota, Metazoa, Mollusca, Bivalvia, Ostreida, Ostreidae.
AAAUGUUGAAUGUUUCAUCCUUCAUCAUGAAGGUUUUGUAUUUAAUUGUAUUAGCAGGCAGACUUGGUUUCGCUAUUGGAGUACCUGAUCCGUGCAUUGAUGGCAAUUAUAAUUACCUUCACACUCCCGGACUGAGGGGUGGCGCCUGCAAAAUACAAUCGGGGAAAGUGAUAUGUGAUCGCUAUAUCAAUGAUGGAUGGUACAAAGUACAACACGAAGAUGAUCCAGGGCCAAGGAAAAUGUUGGAGGGAAGAGUCAGUCCCAACUACUGCGGAACAAGUCGUCCUAUCUGGCUUAAUGGUUCCCAUCCUGAUAUAGUCGAUGGUAUUGUAAACAGAACAACCUGCAGUCAUGGAAUCCAUGGAUAUUGUGAUAAUGUGUAUGAUAUUCAGAUCAAAGCUUGUAACAGUGGGGGCUAUGUCUACUACCUUAGACAACCCCAAUCGUGUAAUGAGGGGUACUGUUUUGGUGUUAAUUCUCCUUGUGCAAAACCAAAUCCAUGUGAACCAGGGAAUAGUCAGAUAUUACAUGCUGGUGAAGAUCGAUCUACAUCCUGCCAAGAAAAGCAUAUGACCUUAUGCGAUGACUUCAUGAACAACGUAUGGUACAGAGUCCAGAGAAAUGGAAAAGAUAUAAAAAUGCCGACAACUUGUGUAGAUCAACAUAGCUGUGGAACUGUUCACCCGAUCUGGAUUAGUGGAUCUGAACCAGUUGUAGCAGAUAAAGUUGUUUCCAGGAAGGGAUGUGUCAAUAAUGGAAACACAUGUCGAUGUGACAAGUUUUACAAUAUUCAUAUCAGAAACUGCUCUACCUAUUUGGUCUACAACCUUACAUCUACAACAUCGUGUCCCGAGAGAUACUGCUUUGGGCAUGAAGGGGAAUGCAGCAAAAAGGAUGGAAAGAAUAAUCUUGACUACUUGAACUAUGUAUAUGCUUCUGUGGCAGCCGUAAUUAUGUUGUUAGUAUUGGUCAGCAUAGGAGGAUAUGGUUGGUACAGAAAGACGUUAAGGCUGAGGAAAAUAAAGUCAGAGGGUGCAAUGUCCGAGAAACCGGGUAUCGAACAUUUGGAAAGGAAAGAAGCAUUUCAGAAAACAUAGAAAAGGAAAUCAAAUCUAUAAUCUGUUUUUACUGUGAUUUGUGUGGAUAAAACUUCAGAACUGGCUUAUUGUAGACUUAUAUUAACAUUCCUCUAUGUCUUUUUGUUAUAUUCCGCACAUGUUGAUUAUCUUUGAAGUUUUUAUAUAAUCAUCGGACUGUCUCUAUAUGUACAUUAUAUACUGAUAUCGUUUAGUAUCCUGUCUUGAUUGCAUUACCCAUUUUCUGUGAUUGUUUGUAAACGAUUGGUAUCGUAUAAUUAUAUUUCGAAAAAUAUUAAUAAAAAGAG